Molecule: messenger RNA, 1075 nt
Organism: Suillus clintonianus
Lineage: Eukaryota; Fungi; Basidiomycota; Agaricomycetes; Boletales; Suillaceae
Product: cyclin-like protein
Exons: 4
Coding region: 50-907 (285 amino acids)
Biological process (GO): regulation of transcription by RNA polymerase II
Cellular component (GO): nucleus
Molecular function (GO): cyclin-dependent protein serine/threonine kinase regulator activity
Source: RefSeq, a predicted model, not a curated record
CAAUAAGUGCGACUUUGGUAACUUUACGACGUCCCUCAAAGUCAAGAACAUGCCUGCUGAUCUGGUCCCGCUAGCUUCGACAUCCCAAAUAGAGCGCACGCCUUCUAGAGAAGAUGGUAUACCUGCGGACUUGGAAGAGGACCUGAGGGCAUUUGGUUGCAAACUCAUUCAUGAAGCUGGUAUAUUGCUGAAACAGAAACAAGUCGCUGUGGCUACAGCCCAGAUUCUGUUUCAGCGUUUCUGGUAUGCAACUUCCAUGAAACAGUUUGGUAUCGGGGACGUCGGAAUGGGAGCCUUGUACCUCGCAUCAAAACUAGAAGAAUGCCCGCUCCGCACGCGCGACCUCAUCAACAUAUACGACCUCCUUCUCCAACGCACAGCGCACACCCUCUCCGCUUCGCCCAAAGGCAAAGAACCCUUCAAAUACGCUCCAAUGUCUUAUUUUGGAAACACGUUCUACGACCUGAAAGAUGCCCUGGUCGUAGCUGAGAUGCAAAUACUCAAGCGAUUGGGAUUCAACGUCCAUGUGGUUCUGCCGUACGGGACGCUUAUAAACUAUUUGCGCGUUCUGGGGUUGACGAGUCGGAAAGACGCUUGUGCGAAAGCAUGGGGAUACCUCAACGAUGCCCUACAAACACCCGUCUACGCGCUAUACGCCGUCCCAACGAUAGUCAGCGCCGCAAUUCUCCUCACCUCUCGUCAACUUGACAUUUCCUUACCUUCUUCUCCGCCUCAUUGCUGGUGGGACCUCUUUGAUGCGCCUUGGGAGGACGUGUGGAGCGUUUGUGGGUAUGUUAUGCGCUUGUAUCGCGAUCGCACGCCUGAGGAGAGGAUGAGGGUGUUGAGAUUGGUGGGUAAGAAGGAUGUGAGGGGGUGGUUGGAGGAGAAUGUUGUUGUGCAGUCUUGAUGUGGUCUUUGCGACUUGGGCCCUGGGUGGACGUGUUUAUGGUCCGUGCAGGUUCUUGCUCUGAUCCGCCGGUUGCAAAAUCUCGCUGCGGUAGCCUUAUGGUCCGAGAUGCACAGAAUCACAUCCAUCGAUUCAUUGGUCAUCCUAGCAUCAGUCACCCAUUCCACU